AUGGCUCGAGGCAGGAAGCAUAUCAAAUCGACUCCGGUCAUGGCUCCUCCAACGCUGUCAGAAGACAACACGGCCAGUUCUACAAACCGACCGAUUCCACUCUCUUGUUUCGUUUGCCCCGAGACUCCACGGUUUUCGGACGUAUCACACCUUCUCACACACAUUGCAUCCAAGGGCCACCUUCAUCAGGAGACCCAAACAAAGCUGAAAGCGCACCAAGACAUCACCGCUGCUUUGAACAAGCGGAAGAUGAAGCAGGAGAUGUCGAUGAGCCCGGCAAUCAAGCUCGAAGGAGACGAACUCAUGAGCGAUUUCCCACUUUUCCCAGGGUUUCUAGACCUCGAACCGGAUAAUAGCAUUCAAGAGGAAUUUGUUUUGGGAAACGAUUCGAUGUUAUUGAAGGGACAAGUUUGGCCAGGAAUGGGAAAGAUGGAUCUUGCUGACGACGAGACGAGAAAAGCCCGGAAUCAAAAGAAGCCCAAGUCUGUCAUUGACAAAAUGAAGAAGGCGUCUGAGUCAAUCGAGCCUACCCAGGUUGUAAUGAGCUCGAAACUGGAGGUAGAAAGGACAAGGGAUGUCUACGACGAUACUUCAUCUCCUGUUCCUGGCCAGGAGGAAUCGACACCACCCAAAAGGGUUCCAAGGCCCAAGCGAAAGAAGACAACACCUCUUGCGGAAAUAUCUGGAAAUAUUCCGAAGCAGCGACGAAGGACUACUCGUGGCCAGAAGUCUAACGUUGGGAAGACAACACGUCCCAAGAAGGAUCAAGGGAUUCAGAAAGAGCCUGAAGCAUUCCCUUCGCCAGAAAGAAACAAAGGAGUCCAGGAUAUAUUUCGCGACGAAGUUAUACGGACAGCUUCUAUCAGCGAACCUCCGCUUCCUCUAAGUCGCGGUGACCAUAGGUUAGAGCCUCGUAAUAAACACGGGGCUCGGAGCAUGAAUGGCUUCUUCCACUCGAAUAUUGUCUCCCCGACGCCGCAAGCGAGAGAUUUGGCACCACGCCAUCUCCAAGCCAGGGCAACACCUAGUUCGUUUCGACCUGAAUCUUUCCCUCCAGGUUCUUUCAGCCAAGUUGAAGCUUCUUAUGCAAUGAAAGACGCUACAAUCUACAAUGCUUCAUCAAGGCUUCCAUUUGCUACUGCAGACUAUAGUCAAUUUCGAGAACCAAGUUCAGACCAUCUGCGCGCAGCAGCAAACUACGGCUUCCAGUUGAAACAGGAGGAAUACCCAGGAUCACAUACUGGGGACCUAACACAGGGGACAAACAGCCCAUAUAUCGGCAUGCCUGGAACCAACCCCCUUUUUUCGAAUGAUCGGUCUUUUCUGAACUCGUACAACCAAAGAGCUCUUGGUGCAACAUUCUCUCCGUUGUCGUUCCCUCUUGUCAACCAACAGCCAGACUAUUCACACACUGGGCGAGAUAUGAAGCAACAAACGCACAUGUGUGAGACCAUGGAGGCAAGUGGCCUUGGUGGUGACCAGGAAUUGAAUCUCGGCGGCUCAUGGAGCCUGCAUGAUGCUGACAGCGACAUGGGUUUUGCCUCCAGAUUAGCUAUGGACGAUCAGCAGAUCUGA
Messenger RNA from Fusarium pseudograminearum CS3096, 1575 nucleotides. RefSeq lists its product as uncharacterized. The transcript is spliced from 7 exons. NCBI's taxonomy places the organism in Eukaryota, Fungi, Ascomycota, Sordariomycetes, Hypocreales, Nectriaceae. The record is from RefSeq and is a predicted model, not a curated record. The coding region runs from base 1 to 1575 and encodes 524 amino acids.